CUCAUUGGCAGAGUCCUCUGGUCAGAUAACUCAAUAAAGAAACAGAAACUGGGUGCGCUGUCCUUAUUCGUUCAGUGGGAUUCUCGAAAAGCAAGCAAAAUGAAAGCAGCACUGAAAGAGGACCUGAGUUUUCUGAAAAAGGUGCCGCUGUUGGCCGAAGCCACGUCCAAUGUUGACGACCCCGUGCCUGGCUACUUGUACAAAGAGAUCAGCUCCAUGACAUUGGAAAACAAUGGUCAGUAUGCUGAGCAAGUUGUGGAUUACCUUCUGGGCGCCUUACUGGAGGGACCAUCACCCACAAAAGUGAAGUGCCUGAGGGUGCUGCAGCACGUUAUCACCAAUGGUCAUGCCAGUGUACGGACUAUCCUGGCCAGGAAAGACGCUGCUCUUAGAUCAGUUGCGAAUGUAUCCGGUGGUGGCUCGGAAAACCAGUGCCUUCGCUUGCUUGCCAAGGACCUGCUCCAUGCAGUUCAUGAUGAUGGUGCUGUGAGCCACCAGAGCGCUGGACAGCUUCCCCCUGUUCAGCAAGAAACCCGGUCAUAUUCCGGUCUCGGGGCUUCAGUGGCUACAACUGGGAAAUACCAGGGAUUUGGAAAUGCGCCAGUCGGUCCAAAGACGUUGGCUGAACAAGUGACUGACGGGAUUGCGAGGGUCGUGGACAAGAUUGCAGGGAAGCCGGCUGACAAGGCUGCGAGUGACCUACUUACCGAAGGCCUGCCCAAGUUUCAGCCAGUGACAGUUCAGUCCCCGGCUUCGACAUCCGGAAAAACUACUAGCAUUCCACAGCAGGCUGUGAAAAUUACAGCAAAACCACAGAAAGCCCGUAAGAAAGGCCGUGCUGGAGGUGGCUGGGAUGAUGAUGAAGAUGAGGCUGACAAUGGCAACGUGUCAGGGACAGUAAGCGACUCAGCAAGCCUUGGCGAUUCCACCAGGACCAGUGAUCUUCCAUGUGAACCUCUUGCUGAGUUGUACGAGAAAGAGGCGCAGGCCGUGGAUGCCUUCGUUGAUCCGAGCCUAGGGUUUCCGCCUUUGCGACGAGAACUUGAUGACGCUCGUGAGAGGUGCGCCACUCUCAACAUGGACAGGGUUGCGCAGCUGCUUACUGCAAAGGUCUUUGCACCCCAAGAAAGCAUGCAGAUGGUGAGGCCCUUCUCUGUUGCAGUUACGACCAGCCCCCAUGUUCUCAAAUACUCCGUGCCUGAUGUGCUGCCUUGA
Dermacentor andersoni is the source of this 1215-nucleotide messenger RNA. RefSeq names its product AP-4 complex accessory subunit Tepsin-like. Lineage: Eukaryota; Metazoa; Arthropoda; Arachnida; Ixodida; Ixodidae. The record is from RefSeq and is a predicted model, not a curated record. Gene Ontology annotation, cellular component: trans-Golgi network membrane.